GCGCCGCGGACACACAGAAAAAGGCGGCUCCUUUCCGCCGCUGGCACGCGCCCCAACCCCCGCCGGGCAGACCGCGGAUGACUCCCACCGCCGCCGCGCCCAUCCGCCAGCACCUCCCCUCCUCCUCCUCCUCGGCGCGCUCCGGCAACCUGCGCCUCCCCGCCCGCCUGCGCCUGCCCGCUCGCCCCCGCGCCGCCCCCUCGGCCUCCAUGUCGGCCGAGCCGCGGCCGGCGCCGUCGCCCGUGCCGCCGCCGGCGCACCCCACCUACGACCUUAGCGCCGUCAUCGCCCUCGCCCUCUCCGAGGACGCCGGCCACCGAGGGGAUGUGUCGUGUUUGGCUACCAUACCAACCGAUGUAAAGGCUGAAGCCACUUUUAUCGCUAAGGAGGAUGGUGUCAUCGCAGGCAUAAGCCUAGCUGAGAUGAUAUUUAACCAAGUUGAUCCAUCGUUGAAGGUUCAAUGGUUUGAGACUGAUGGAAAUUAUGUCCAUAAGGGAUUGCAGUUUGGCAAAGUAUAUGGGUGUGCCCAGAGUAUUAUUGUUGCUGAGAGGGUUGUGCUAAAUUUCAUGCAAAGAAUGAGUGGAAUCGCUACAAUGACAAAGGCCAUGGCUGAUGCUGCUCGUCCAGCAUGCAUAUUGGAAACAAGAAAAACUGCUCCAGGUUUACGUCUGGUUGACAAGUGGGCAGUACUAAUUGGUGGUGGGAAGAAUCACAGGCUUGGAUUAUUUGAUAUGGUUAUGAUAAAAGAUAAUCAUAUUUCUGUUGCCGGGGGUAUUACAAAUGCAAUGACAUCUGUUGAUCAGUUCUUGGUGAAGGAAAACCUUGCAGUUCCUGUUGAGGUCGAGACAAGGACACUCGAGGAAGUUAGAGAUUUAUUGAAGUAUACUGAUGAGAACAAGACUUCAUUAACUCGUAUAAUGUUGGAUAAUAUGGUUGUCCCUCUUCCCAAUGGGGAUCUAGAUGUAUCAAUGCUCAAAGAUGCAGUUCAGUUGAUAAAUGGAAGAUUUGAGACCGAGGCAUCUGGAAAUGUGACGAUCGACACGGUGAAGAAAAUCGGAGAGACUGGAGUUACAUACAUUUCAAGUGGAGCGUUGACGCAUUCCGUGAAGGCGCUCGACAUAUCCCUCAAGAUAGACACCGAGCUGGCUCUUCAAGUUGGAAGGCGUACAAAUCGCGCCUGACACCGCAAGAUGUCUCUCUGCUUGGCGUGCCUGGUCGGUUCGUCAUUCGACAACUUGCUCGCUGUGAUUUCUAACUAAUAUGUGGAUGGUCGAGUAGUUCGGACCAACAAUACAGUUACUACAGUAUACAACGGAACAGCAACAAUAAUAGGCUGAAUGGCCCAGCUUGGAAGCUGGAUCUAGCAAAUGGAGCUUUCAGUCGUUGCCAAACAUUUAAGCCGUUGACUACGUAGGUGGAAAUUGCUGCUAAAUGGCGUGCAAGAAGUUGUAAACAAAAGGUUUUGCCUUGCUUGUUUGCCUUUACUCUUAUUUUUUUGAAAAGGAGGUUAAACUUCGUGCAUCAA
This is a messenger RNA of Hordeum vulgare subsp. vulgare (domesticated barley), 1525 nucleotides long. Its product is annotated as nicotinate-nucleotide pyrophosphorylase [carboxylating], chloroplastic. Lineage: Eukaryota; Viridiplantae; Streptophyta; Magnoliopsida; Poales; Poaceae. Gene Ontology annotation, cellular component: cytoplasm. Bases 78 to 1181 code for a protein of 367 amino acids. The transcript is spliced from 10 exons. Gene Ontology annotation, molecular function: nicotinate-nucleotide diphosphorylase (carboxylating) activity. Gene Ontology annotation, biological process: quinolinate catabolic process; NAD+ biosynthetic process. The record is from RefSeq and is a predicted model, not a curated record.